AACUUCCUCUCCGUGUGUUCAAAAAGGAAAAAAACUCUUCUCUCCUUUAUCUCUCCCCCGCAACAUCCCAACUAAUGUUGGCGGGUUCUCAAAAUAUUGGCGCUAAAUCUCUCUAGCCCCAACUAAUCUAAUCUGAUCCUAAUCCUAUUAGUUAGUCCUCCCGAUCCUCAAUUUUGCACAACAUCCCGAUGGAAGUCUGCAUGGUCGUUCAUGCCCCUGUAUCUCCGUCUGGCGCCUCUGCUGAACCACAAAAUUCCCCCGUCCACCGCGACUCGUCCCCAAAAUGCUCGGUAGAGAUGCACUUGAUGGAGCAAGCAGAUUCCAAGGUUGAGUUUGCUCACCAUACUACGGAUGAAGAGAGCAAGAAUGUGCAAGGAGACAUCAUGGUUGAGUUUGUUCCAGAUACAAUUAAUCAGGAGGCAGAAAAGCGUCCUGAUGAAGAACGGAGCAGCGAUGUCUCAAUAACCGAUGUCGAUGAAGACUCUAUUGAGUACCUGCGUAGGCAAGUUGUCGAAGACUCCGAGGAAGAAGACAAGCAAGAUGAAGUAUACCAGAAGGUCAGGAAGGAAUUUAAUGAAAGACGUGCUAGUGAUGCUGCUUUGAGGAGGGAAGCAAGAGCCAGGAAUGCAUCUAGGCAUAAGAGUAAUCUGAACAAAAUACGUAGAGACUUUUUGCGAAUUUAUAUUCCUGACUACUACAAGAUCGUGGAAAAAUAAAUAUUGUUUGCUACAGAACAGUAUUAUUGUUAGUUUUUCAGUUUGGCUCAUCGGCAGCAGAAUUCAAGAUUAGUGCCUUUUAUUGGUAACAUCUGUUCUUGUCAUUCAUAUGUCAGGCUAUGAACAAGAGACUGACUUUUAAAUA
This is a messenger RNA of Triticum aestivum (bread wheat), 861 nucleotides long. RefSeq lists its product as uncharacterized. The transcript is spliced from 2 exons. The record is from RefSeq and is a predicted model, not a curated record. NCBI's taxonomy places the organism in Eukaryota, Viridiplantae, Streptophyta, Magnoliopsida, Poales, Poaceae. The coding region runs from base 189 to 716 and encodes 175 amino acids.